AUGGAGACUGCGCGAGUCGAAGCCGAAGUGGAAAGGGCUCGGGUUGCCAAUCAGCACCGUUCUGAUGCCGAAGAUAGGGCGAACGCGAGCAAAGAAUCGUUUAGGCUAGUCGAGGAGGCGCUUAACAGGAUGAAAACUGAGUUAGCAGAGUUGAAGGCGGCCAAGGAAAAGGCAGAAUCUGAGGCUUCUGCCGCAUUCGAAGCAGGAAAAGGCACCACCUUCAAAGAAUACUUUCUUUGUUUUUACAUUUUGGCAAGUUUGAUACCAGAGGAGAUUGGUGAGCUUCCAAAUAUGAAAGAGCUAGUACUUGUUGCUACUAACUUAAUGGUUGCCAUACCAACAUCAAUUUUUAAUAUCUCAUCACUUUUGUCAUUGUCGCUUUCGGAAAAUAACUUGUCGAGCAAUCUUCCAUCAAAUAUAGGGCUUUGGCUACCCAAUCUUCAUGGUCUCUUGCUUGUAGGAAAUAAACUCACUGGAAUUAUUCCCGAGUCAAUCUCAAAUGCUUCUAAACUCACUCUUGUAGACCUCAAUAGCAAUGCAUUUACAGGUUCAAUUCCAAAAACGCUUGGCAAUUUACAACUACUCACAGCUCUCAACUUCAUAAACAACAAUUUGACAAGUGGAUCAUCUACUUCCUCACUAGAAUUGAGCUUCCUCACUUCCUUGGCAAAUUUCAAGCAUUUAAAAUAUUUGUUCAUAAAUCGAAAUCCUCUAGACGGCAUUCUUUCAACAACCAUUGGAAAUUUCUCUACUUCCCUUGAGAACAUUCAGACAGAUUAUUGUGGAAUUAGAGGCAACAUUCCUAAUGAAAUUGCGUUGGGAAAGCUUCAAAUAUUGGAUCUUUCCAACAACAGACUGCAAGGGUCCAUUCCAGAUGAUAUAUGCCCACUCAAGAACAUGGGUGAUCUACGAUUGAACGAAAACGAACUUUUUGGAUUGAUUCCUGAAUGCUUAGGGAAUAUUACAUCUCUAAGAUAUCUCUAUCUCAAUCCCAACAAACUAGCUUUUGUCAUACCUACAGGGUUAGGCGAUCUUAAAGAUAUCUUGGAAAUUAACAUGUCCUCGAAUUCUUUAAAUGGCAAUCUGCCACCACAACUUGGGAGUUUCAAAGUUGCAACACUAAUAGAUUUUUCAAUGAACCAAUUCACAGGCAAAAUCCCAAGUACAAUUAUAGGUUUGCAAAACUUGGUUACUCUUUCAUUGGCGCACAAUAAGUUACAAGGAUCUAUACCUGACUCAUUUGGCAGCAUGGUGAGCUUGGAAUUCUUAGAUCUAUCCUAUACUGACCUCUCUGAUGUGAUCCCCAAGUCCUUAGAGACAUUGUCUCAUCUUUCCUAUCUCAACGUUUCUUUGGAUAAGUUAAGAGGACAAAUUCCAAAUGGGGUACCUUUUGCAAAUUUCACCAUUCAAUCUUUCAUGUUGAAUGAAGCAUUAUGUGAUGCACCAAAGUUUCAAGUCCCUGCAUGCCAUACUAGUUCCUUUCAUCAUCUCAGGAAAAAAAGAGUGGCUCUAGCUUUAUAUAUUUUGUUAUCGAUUGCAUCCAUACUGCUUGCUACAACCUUUGUGUCCUUGUUUAUAAAAUGUCGAAGAAAUAAAUCUCCAUUCAAUGUUGAUCUCUUACCAACAAUAACACCUCCAAGAAUCACAUACCAACAGUUUUUCCGAGCAAGUAAUGGGUUUAGUGAGAGCCACUUGCUUGGUAUGGGGAGUUUUGGUUCUGUCUACAAAGCUAUCCUUGAAGAUACCACAGUUUUUGCUAUAAAGGUAUUCAACUUGCAAGUAGAAGGUGCAUUCAAGAGUUUUGACAUAGAAUGCGAGAUAAUGCGACACAUUCGUCAUCGCAAUCUUACUAAGAGAUUAGACAUAAUGAUAGAUGUUGCAUGUGCUUUGGAGUAUCUUCACCAUGAUUAUUCAAUGCCUUUGGUUCAUUGUGAUUUGAAACCCAACAACAUCCUACUAGAUGAUGACUUGGUUGCACAUGUGAGUGAUUUUGGCAUUGCGAAGUUAUUAGAUUUUGGGAAGAAUGUCACACAUACAAAUACCAUAGCAACAUUUGGGUAUAUUGCACCAGAGUUUGGAUUGGAAGGAUUAGUAUCCACAGGCUGUGAUGUUUAUAGUUAUGAAAUCUUGCUUAUGGAAACAUUCACAAGAGUGAAGCCUACUGAUGAAACGCUUUUUGAAGACAUGACAAUGAAACUGAGAGAGAGAUUAAUGAUCUGGUACUGGGCCGGACAGAUCUAG
Messenger RNA from Camellia sinensis, 2241 nucleotides. NCBI's taxonomy places the organism in Eukaryota, Viridiplantae, Streptophyta, Magnoliopsida, Ericales, Theaceae. The record is from RefSeq and is a predicted model, not a curated record.